Molecule: messenger RNA, 544 nt
Organism: Pygoscelis adeliae (Adelie penguin)
Lineage: Eukaryota; Metazoa; Chordata; Aves; Sphenisciformes; Spheniscidae
Product: polyubiquitin-like
Exons: 1
Biological process (GO): modification-dependent protein catabolic process; protein ubiquitination
Cellular component (GO): nucleus; cytoplasm
Molecular function (GO): ubiquitin protein ligase binding; protein tag activity
Source: RefSeq, a predicted model, not a curated record
AAAUGCAGAUCUUCGUGAAGACCCUGACAGGCAAGACCAUCACCCUGGAAGUUGAGCCCAGUGACACCAUUGAGAACGUCAAGGCCAAGAUCCAGGACAAAGAAGGCAUUCCCCCCGAUCAGCAGAGGCUGAUCUUUGCUGGCAAGCAGCUGGAAGAUGGGCGCACCCUGUCCGAGUACAGAAUGGGGAAAGUGACUACAGUACAGUGAUUUCUGUGCUUGCGAGGUGGCAUGCAGAUCUUUGUGAAGACCCUGACAGGCAAGACCAUCACCUUAGAAGUUGAGCCCAGUGACACCAUUGAGAACGUCAAGGCCAAGAUCCAGGACAAGGAAGGCAUUCCCCCCGAUCAGCAGAGGCUGAUCUUUGCUGGCAAGCAGCUGGAAGAUGGCCGCACCCUGUCCGACUACAACAUCCAGAAGGAGUCCACCCUGCAUCUUGUGCUGCGCCUGAGGGGUGGUAACUGAACUGGCUGGGCUGGUUGUUGCUUCCAAGUAAAAGUUUGUCUGCACUUGUUCGUUCCAAUAAAGCUGUUGCAUCCACAAAA